Molecule: messenger RNA, 2003 nt
Organism: Zymoseptoria tritici IPO323
Lineage: Eukaryota; Fungi; Ascomycota; Dothideomycetes; Mycosphaerellales; Mycosphaerellaceae
Exons: 2
Coding region: 69-2003 (644 amino acids)
Biological process (GO): DNA-templated transcription
Molecular function (GO): DNA binding; zinc ion binding
Source: RefSeq, a predicted model, not a curated record
CGACGCUCAUCCUUCCGAAAACCGCGAUUCUCCGUUCUUUGCUCUGGACAUGAGUCCAGAUCGAAAUCAUGGAGAUCCCCAAGACCGAGGCGGAGGACUCGCCCACAAGCAACCAUGAAACGGGCUCUCUCAUACCUGAGGCCGGAUCAAGUCGGUUCAUUGGAUCCUCCUCUGGGGUGUACUUCAUCAAUACUGUGAAGCAAGCCUUUGCUUCGUCACGGCAGUAUGAAGGAUCUGUCCUUCCUGCUGCCGAAGAAACAGUAGGUGGGGAGGACGAUAUUGCUUCUGCUCGCAAUUCACCCGAGCGUGGUACCCACUACGAAGUCAUCAUUGGAGCCCACAACAACACAGUUGAGAUCAUCAACCGAUCAACGCAGCUGGGUUCAUUACCAACCUACGACACAGCACAACUGCUCGCGGUGGAAUAUUUUCAAACAUGGCAUCCAAUUCUUCCUUUCCUUUCUGGACAAGAAUUUCUGCAAGACCUCGACGCACUCUACUCAGAUUCCAAGGUCAUGAAGGGCGGAAACAGAAUCGCCGUAGACAGGACCCGGACUUGCUACCUUGUCAUCUUACAAUGCGUCUUUUCUAUGGGAGCCUUCACCACCUCAAAUCCAUCCUCCACGCAAACAUCAGUCUUGUCGAAGUCGGACCUGCUCUCUCUUGUUGGCUCACUUGCUUCACGGCAUGAUCUGCUUUCCGUGCAGACAGUUCUCGCCGCACAACUAUAUUGCAUAUCGACCAUGAAUCUGCGCACCGCAUCGUCGUUGGGUGGUCUUCUGAGCAAGCUUGUCUAUCAUGCGGGUCUCCACAGGUGUCCAUAUCGCUAUCCUCAACUCUCUAAUGAGGACCGAGACCUUCGCAAGCGCAUCUUUUGGUCCGCAUAUGCUCUGGACCGGUACCUGGCCCAGUCUCUUGGCAUCCCUGUAUCCUUUCUCGAUUCUGAGAUUGAUGUCUGCGUUUCAGGAAGGAGCGAGAAGCACGAUACGGAAGCUCUCAACACUAACGGAGUGCCUGCCCGUACAACGGGUGCCAAUUCUGGGGCCUCCGGCCAGUCUUCGCCCAGUACCGCGAAUGCUCAUGGAUCUGAUGCUACGCGAUCCCAUGCAGACGAACCUCGCGACGGACCAGGCAACAAUCGCGAAGUCAUUCUUGCCAACUUUGUCGAAUAUGGUAGACUGCUUGGACGAGCGCUGGAGAUCUACCAUGCUUCUCUGCACUCUCGUAAUCAUGAUUCUCGCAAGAUAUUGUUCUUACGGUCAGAUAUUGACAAGUGGUUCAACAGUUUUCCGGAAGAGCCGACCGGACGUGGCGAUCCAGGCGUCGACAUGCAAGUCACUCGCUUCCUGCCGUUUCUGCAUGUCUUGUAUGAACAACUGAUCAUCUCGAUCAAUCGGCCGUCUUUAUCACUACCGCGGUCUGCUCCGGAAUUCCAUCACGGCCUUCAAGUCACGAUUCGAGCCGCGAAGAGAACCAUCCUCGCACUGGAGAAGCAGCCGAACUUGUUCUGGCCUGGGUAUCUUUCUGCUUGCUGGAUGUCCGGGUUGAUCGUAUCAUUUGCUUGCCAGAUCGGAUUGUACAACACAAGACAAGGCUCUCAGGAAAUCCUUCGCUGUCUAGACCUGCUGCGGCGCAUGAGCGAGCGCUGGAAGAGUGCAAAGCGCUGCUACGCAGCUCUAUCAACGCUACUAUCCGAUCUACAGCGUCCAAAGCGACGAGCAGAGUCUGAAGCCAUGACCGAAGAUGAGCUGAACGGACAAAAUCCCAAGCGCAGGCGCCAAGAUAGCAUUGAUCUAGACUCUCCAAAUACGGUCCAGGUCGGGGUGUCUACCACUCCAAGGGCACCGCCAGCGAUGCAAAAUCCGGGAUUCGCUCCUUUUCCGCCGAGUAUCAACUAUGGAGACUGGGACGUGAACGACUUCUUUCAGGAUAUCUCCUGGGAGAACCUGUUCGAUAUUGGAGACAUGCCUCAAGAUGCUGGCUUACAAUUUUUCGCGGGAUGA